Molecule: messenger RNA, 789 nt
Organism: Drosophila guanche
Lineage: Eukaryota; Metazoa; Arthropoda; Insecta; Diptera; Drosophilidae
Product: transmembrane protein 234 homolog
Exons: 3
Coding region: 235-777 (180 amino acids)
Source: RefSeq, a predicted model, not a curated record
UAAACAAUCAAGACAAACAAGACCAAUAUUCAGAUACCAAAUUUAAACACAAGACAUCUCGCAUUUGGAAACAUUUUAACAAUCGCCGAUAGCAUUUUAUGUUCAUUAUUGAAUAUCGGUCAUUUCGCAACGUUUGUCUAGUCGUAUAUUCGGAUGUUUUUUGAUUAAAUUUGUAGAAAAUUGCCUAAAACCCACCUAUCCGGAAAUGAAAGCUGACGUAAAAGAAUUGUCAAAAUGCCAGGGAGGCGCAAAUGUCAAAAUCUCAUCCAGGGCUACACAAAUACUCAGGGUUGCUCAGAGAAAGAUGGAACUGGCGCACAACAGCUGAUGCAAGUAAACAAUAUUAAAAUGUUAGAAAUUUCUGUGCAAUUGCUGGCAGUGGGGCUGCUUUGGGGUGUGACUAACCCAUUCAUCCGCCUGGGCAGCCGGGGAAUCGAGUCUGUCAAAGACACGGGCUCCAAGUGGAGAAAUAUUUUCCUGGAAGUACGCACGGUAGGCUCCCGUUGGCGGUACUGGGUUCCAUUUGGUCUCAAUCAAUGCGGUAGUGUUUUGUAUGUGUGGACAUUGCAAAGUGCCAGCAUCACGGUUGCCGUUCCAGUAGCCAACUCUCUGAGUUUUGCCUUCACAGCGAUAACUGGUUAUGCACUCGGCGAAACGUUGCCUGGCAAAAAAGUUAUCCUGGGAACGCUCCUAAUCUGCUGCGGCAGCACCCUCAUGAUAUACGACAAAGUUGUACAGGAGCAGCAGCAAGAAAACCAAAAUAUACCAUUCGAAUGAUCUAACCCUAAA